This is a messenger RNA of Aricia agestis (brown argus), 3389 nucleotides long. It is a transcript of the gene Psi, whose product is annotated as far upstream element-binding protein 3. Gene Ontology annotation, biological process: regulation of DNA-templated transcription. The record is from RefSeq and is a predicted model, not a curated record. The transcript is spliced from 15 exons. Bases 118 to 2310 code for a protein of 730 amino acids. NCBI's taxonomy places the organism in Eukaryota, Metazoa, Arthropoda, Insecta, Lepidoptera, Lycaenidae. Gene Ontology annotation, cellular component: nucleus; cytoplasm. Gene Ontology annotation, molecular function: mRNA binding.
GCGUCAUUCUCGUUCCUUUCGAGUCUUCAAUUCAACACAACAUUAUAAUUUUUAGGUCUUUUGAUCCGUAUUAAUGGCUGCCGUAUUGCGCGGUUGAAUGGUUGCUUUAAUUUAAACAUGAGUGAUUAUUCUUCUAUGGCUACGCUUCCAAAUAAUAGCCAACCGGGGGGAUUUGCGGCUGCAGUACAACGUGCGAGAUUAGUUGCUGCUAAGAUCGAAGGAGGUGGUACUAAAAGACCAUUAGAAGACGGUUUGGAACCAAGUGCUAAGAAACAAGCUUCAGUUGACUCUUAUCCUCCUCAACUGCCCCAACAACCAUCAAUGAGUGCAACAGCAGCAGCGGCGGCGGCUGCCGCAGCAGCAGCAGCCAGGCUGGCAGCUAACUCGGGAUCCAACUCAGGUCCUCCAUCUGUAGGAUCUUCCAAUAUGAUGCCAGAUCAAUCCAUCAAUGAAUACAUCCGUGUUCCAGACAAGAUGGUCGGACUAAUUAUAGGACGUGGAGGAGAACAAAUAACAAGGCUCCAAGCUGAGUCCGGUUGUAAAAUUCAAAUGGCUCCCGACUCUGGCGGUCAACCUGAUCGCCUUUGUACACUUACUGGAUCGAGAGAAGCGAUUUCCAGAGCAAAGGAAAUGGUAAAUCAGAUCGUGAACCACCGUGGGCGCGAAAACGCCCCUCAGCAUCAGGAUGGACCCGGCGGCGGUGGUAUGCCGCCGAUGAUGCGCGGGGGUGGGGGCGGCGGCGGCAGCGGCGGCGGCGGCGGUGGCGGAGGGGGCGGCGGACUUGCCAUCACUGAGGAAAUCAUGUUACCGGGACCUAAAGUGGGGCUGAUCAUUGGAAAAAAUGGAAAAACUAUAAAACAGCUCCAAGAACAGUCUGGUGCCAAAAUGGUUGUCAUACAAGAUGGACCUAACACUGAAUAUGAAAAGCCUCUGCGUAUAUCAGGGGAUCCAUCAAAAGUGGAGCACGCUAAACAAAUGGUAUAUGAGCUGUUGGCUGAAAAAGACAUGGCACAAGGACAAGGUGGGGGGAACAGGAAUUAUGAUGAUGGAUAUCCCCCACAAGACCAGGGCAAUGGCCUCGCUACAAACUCAACUGAGGUGUUAGUUCCCAAAGUAGCGGUAGGCGUAGUUAUCGGCAGGGGAGGUGAUAUGAUCAAAAAAAUUCAAGCAGAAACAGGUUGCAGAGUUCAAUUUCAUCAGGAAAGAGACGAUGGUCCAGGUGACAAGAGGUGUUAUUUACAAGGAAAACCACACCAAGUUGAACAAGCUCGGCAAAUGAUUGAAGACUUAAUAGCAAGUGUAAAUAUGGCGAUACGGUCUGGUCGGGGCCGCGGCAACUCGGCGCAGCGGAACGGCGGCGGCGGCGGCGGCCAGCGCGACGACUACCAGCAGUGGCAGGACGCGCCCGAGAUACGAGUUACAUUCACCGUCUCCAACGUCAAGUGCGGACUCAUCAUCGGCAGGGGUGGAGAAGUAAUCAAGCAGAUCAAUGCUCAGUCUGGUGCUCAUUGUGAGCUCGACAGGCGAGUACAGAACUCGGACAGGAAUAACCGGACAUUCUUCAUCAGAGGACAUCCAGACGCAGUGGAGCACUGCAAACGGAUCAUUAUGGAGAAAGUUGGAAUGCCAGUGAACUUCAUCCCCGAAGGCGGGAACAACGGGGGUGGUAACGGCGGCAACGGCAACGGCGCGGAGUUCUAUGGCGGCGGCGGCCCCGCCCCCGGCCCCCCCGCCUGGGGGUACAACCCCAACUGGCACCAAGGCAACGCGCAGCAGCCACAGCCACAGCAACAAGUGCAAAUCAAUCCAGCCACCGGACAGCCGGAUUACUCGCAACAGUGGAUAGACUAUUACCGGUCGUUGGGACUGGUGAGGGAAGCAGAGGCUGUGGAACAACAGGCCAAGCAGCAACAGCAGCAGCAGGGUGGCGGUAGCGGCGGCGGCAGCACCCCCGCGCCGGGCGCGGCAGGCGGCGGCGUGCCGGCGGCCGCGUCGCCCGCGCCGGCUGCGGAUUACAGCGCGCAAUGGGCCGAGUACUACCGCUCAAUGGGCAAGAUCAAGGAGGCGGAGGCGAUCGAAGCACAGAUCAAACUCAAGCAACAAGGCGGCGCACCGCAGGCGAGCGCGGCGCCGCAGCCGACGCCGCAGAGCACGCCGCCCGCUGCGAGCGGCCCCGGCGGCGGCGCGCCCAUGAUGCCCUACGGCCAGUACGGCAUGUACGGCGGCGGCAUGUACGGCGGGUACGCGCCCUACCCCUACCCCGGCCCGCCGGCGCCCGACCACCAGCCCCACCAGCCGCACCAGCAGUGAGCAGUCGCAGCCGGCCGCGCGGACGUCGAAGAUACCUCCCAAUUAUAGAACUAUAAUGAUUAACAUAAGCUUCGCGCCCACAAUAAAUAACAUCACCGAAACACUCCCCCGCGCAGUACCACGUCACAUAUCAGUUUUAUUUGUUGUGGGUCGUGCCCGAUAUUGUAACCGUAGCCUAUGAGAUUAUCUUGAUUGACCGCUUGUACGUAAACUCGGCCGUGUGGUAUAUUCCGUUGCCCCCCCAUUUACUGUAUUCGAAAUGUUUCCGAAUCGAAUGCUACUGAAUAUUUACGUGUGAUGCCAGUCUGUCCAGGUUAAGAUUAGAAUGCCACACUGCCUAUAUGACGUAAGAGAUCCGUCGGAGCCGUAGAGGGCACGCGGUACCGCGACAGACCCACCACCGCUGCGGGAUUGCGAGGUAACUGCACUCGAGUGACUAGCUUAACACCUAUACUCUGUCGGGAUAUUUUCAUGUGUAAUCUCAGAAUUUGAGUAUCGUUCACGAUGUUCAGUACCACGAUUUUUCCGAGCCGGAGGCCCGGCUCCCGACGUAAAUCUCUUUUCCCAGUCAAUUAACUUGAGAUCCGAGACUAUUUAUAUGCGUGUAAAUACGAGAUGUAUUAUGUGUUGCGUGGGCCGCGAUCGCAUACGAUUCCCUCAGUUUUUCUUAUUUCGUUUGUACGUAAACUCCUCCAGCAUUUGUCCGACCGGACCGGUUACAUACAGACGUAGAUUGUAAAUCGAUUAGUGAUGUUAAUCCUCGAUGAAAAUAGAACGAUACUCAACAUUCAGUAAGUAAGAUCAAUUGUUAGAUGUAAGUGAAAGUUCGUGUAAGAAAUCGUCGCGUCGUAUCCGACCGCUCAUUAGGUUACUAUUUACUAACAGUCGAACAUGUAGAGUUAACGAGUAUGUAUUAAACCUAGCUUUGGUAAACAUUAGGCCUGUAACGUGAAGGUAAUGUGAAAUCGACAUUCCUUUGAAAAUUGUUUGAAGUGCAACCCGAAGAACAAACGUUUCCGGGCCGCCCGGCUCCCGAGAUCAUUGUAUUAUUAUUAAGACAUAAAGUGUAUGUUGCUUGA